This is a messenger RNA of Helianthus annuus (common sunflower), 2691 nucleotides long. RefSeq lists its product as uncharacterized. NCBI's taxonomy places the organism in Eukaryota, Viridiplantae, Streptophyta, Magnoliopsida, Asterales, Asteraceae. The record is from RefSeq and is a predicted model, not a curated record. Bases 1 to 2691 code for a protein of 896 amino acids. The transcript has 2 exons.
AUGACGGUUGAGGGGGUGCCAAUGUUUACAUUGGUGAAGAAACUUAGAGGUUUAAAACACCCGUUUAUAUCUUUAUUGCAUAAACAAGGGAAUCUCCAUAGAAAAGUGUUAGACCUAAAGGAGGAGCUUGAUAAGUUGCAAACCAAGCUGGAUUUGGAUCCGUUUAACGUGAGUAUUAAAGAAGCUGAAUCAGUGUAUGUUAAGAAAUACCAUGAUGCCUUGAUUGACGAGGAAAGGUUUUUAAAGCAAAAGUCUAAACAAAAAUGGCUGGAGGUUGGCGAUGCUAAUACUGCUUUCUUUCAUAAUGCAGUGAAGUGCAGGAACCAUAUUAAUAAAAUCCAUAUAAUUAAAGACACCUUUGGUAAUCUUCACGAGGGAGAUGGAGUAGCAUCAGCUUUGGUGCCUGGUCCGGAUGGGUAUACAUCAGAAUUCUUUAAGAAGGCUUGGUCAAUUGUGGGUAGUGAGGUUACUGCUGCUAUUAUCGAUUUUUUUGAAACAGGUAGAAUGCUCCAAGAAAUUAACCAUAUUAUUGCUCUUAUCCUUAAGGUUCCUACUCCGGGUGUAGUUACAGAUUACAAGCCGAUUUCGUGCUGUAAUGUUGCUUAUAAGGGGAGCAGCAAGAUAAUUACUAGUAGAAUUCUUGAAGGGUUGAAGGAGAUUGUUAGUGAUAACCAAUCAGCUUUCGUCCCAGGUAGGAGGAUAUCGGAUAACAUAAUGUUAACGCAGGAACUUAUGCACAAUUAUCACAGUCAGGUUGGUCCUCCUCGAUGUGCUAUGAAAGUGGAUAUUCAAAAGGCGUAUGAUACAGCGGAUUGGAGGUUCUUGUGUGAUACAUUGCACGGUUUUGGUUUCCACCAAAGGUUUAUAUCAUGGAUUAUGGAAUGUGUUACAUCUACAUCGUUUUCUCUAAGUGUAAAUGGAAAUAUUCAUGGUUACUUUAAAGGAAAACGAGGAUUGCGACAAGGUGAUCCUAUGUCUCCUUAUUUAUUUACUUUGGUUAUGGAGGUGUUAUCAUUGAUCCUUAGAUCAGAGGCUGCUUUGGAUGGUUCUUUUAAGUUUCAUAAUAAGUGUGAAAAACAGAUGAUAAUCAAUCUAUGUUUCGAGGAUGACUUAUUCUUGUUCGCUAGAGGGGAGAUUAAUUCAGUUAAGCUUAUUUUGAAGUCCCUAAAGGAGUUUGAAAUUGUUUCGGGUUUAGUGUCGAGUAAUGCUAAAAGCGCUAUUUUCCUUUGCAAUGUUCCAAAUCAUGUAAAGGAGAGGAUUAUGGAGCUGAUUCCGUUUGAAGAAGGUAAACUACCAAUCAAAUAUCUGGGAGUUCCGUUGUUAGCUUCGAGGCUAUUAGUGAAAGACUGUCAGGUGCUGGUGGAUCGAAUGAACAAGAGGAUCAUGGACUGGAAGAACCGUUUUCUGUCUUUUGCUGGAAGCUUACAAUUAGUAAUUUCGUUGCUCUCGUCCAUCCAUGUUUAUUGGGCUUCAGUUUUCAAAUUACCGGCUAAGAUUAUAAAGGAACUUGAGAGUAAAAUGAAAUGGUUUCUUUGGGGUUUUGGUACAGCUUCUAAAGGCAGAGCUAAAGUUGCUUGGAAGGAGGUCUGUCUUCCCAAAGCCGAAGGGGGUUUGGGGAUUAGGCGGAUUGCGGACGUUAAUAAAUCAUUAAUGGCCUAUCAUAUCUUCAGUAUCCUUUCGGGCAGGAAGUCUUUGUGGACUGAUUGGGUGGACUUACAUAGGCUCAAGGGCCGAAGCAUAUGGGAUAUCCCGGUUCAACCGAAUGCUCCUUGGGGAUGGAAGAAAUUAUUAAAAUGUAGGUCGUUUCUUCGAGUUUUUUUCUGGAGUAAAGUGGGUAAUGGUCAUAGUUCUUUUAUUUGGUUUGAUAAGUGGUGUGACGAUUGCCCUCUAGUGAAUUUUGUUACUCGGAGACAAAUAGCGAGAUAUGGUUUCAGUGUCAAGACUAAAGUUACGGAUGUCAUUGAGCAUGGAUUGUGGACAUGGCCAGAUGCAUGGAGGGAUGUUUAUCCAGUAUUAUUUCAGUUGCAACCUCUUAAUAAUUCCAGUGCUGAUGAUCAAAUAUUGUGGAGGAAUUCGGAAGGUAAACUUGUGUACUUCACUUCUAAAGUGGUGUGGAAUUCCAUUCGUAUUCGAGAGCAACAAAAGGAUUGGUCAAAGCUCGUGUGGUCCUCUUUCAACAUCCCAAAGCAUGCGUUUACGUGCUGGCUGAUACUUAAAAGAAAACUUUGGACUCAAGAUCGUAUCCUUCAGUGGAAUCAUAAGGUGACUGGAUCUAUGAAUCAGAUGUGUUGUCUAUUGUGUUACGCAGGACUAGAGUCACAUGAACACUUAUUCUUUCAAUGUGCAUACUCAAAGGAGGUGUGGAAUCAUGUCCGUUCUAGAGUUGGCAUGAGUUCGGUUCAAGAACAAUGGGAAGAUAUAAUCUCAUGGCUGAUUCCGAAAGCUAAUUCAAAAUCAGUUUCAGCGAUUGUUAGUAAGCUGGUUGUUGCUGCUUCGGCGUAUUCUAUUUGGAGUGAAAUAAAUACUAGAUUUUUUAGUAACAGGUUGCGACCUCCUGAGCAAUUAUCGGAAUUUAUUCUUAGCACGGUCCGAAGCAAAUUGAUGUCAUUCAAGUAUAAAGCGACUGAUAAUGUAAGGCGACUCUUGGAGGAGUGGAAGAUUGAUCGGGUUGAGUACUUUGAAGAACAAUGA